Molecule: messenger RNA, 1856 nt
Organism: Triplophysa rosa
Lineage: Eukaryota; Metazoa; Chordata; Actinopteri; Cypriniformes; Nemacheilidae
Gene: mrpl18
Product: mitochondrial ribosomal protein L18
Exons: 3
Coding region: 120-758 (212 amino acids)
Biological process (GO): translation
Cellular component (GO): ribosome; mitochondrion
Molecular function (GO): 5S rRNA binding; structural constituent of ribosome
Source: RefSeq, a predicted model, not a curated record
UGUAGUAAACCACCAAAAUGGCGGCGCACUAAGUGGUCAGAUGUAAUGUUAUCGCCAUUGGCAAAGAAUCUAUAAUUAUAAUUUGUUACUCGAUUUGGAGGAGUUUUUAGGUCUAUAAAAUGGCUUUGUUCACUGAUGUGCGUCGUAGUGUUCGCAUUCUCUUAACUCAAUGUCAGAGAUCUACAGCAGCAGCAUGGAUUCACUGCCAGUCGUAUCGGAGGUUUACUCAGAGAGCACUUAAGCCAGAGCCAGUGGUUAGCGAUAAUGAAGCCAUCAAUAAAACAUUUGUCAACCGAAACCCAAGAAACUUGGAACAGAUGGCCCUUGCAGUGAAGGAUCGAGGCUGGGCCACAGUCUGGCCCUCUAGACAGUAUUAUCACAGGUUGGUGUUCAGGCGCUCACAGCAACACGUCACGGCUGAGGUGUUCUCCAGUGACUCGACAGUCCCUGUGCUCUCUUGCUCCACUAAAGAGUGGGCAGUGAAGCGUCAGCUGGGCUCCACGCGCUCUGUAGCAGCUUGUCGUGCUGUAGGUGAGGUGCUUGCCCAGAGGUGUCUUGAAGCAGGCAUCAUAAGGAUUGUUUAUCGAGAGGUGCCAUGGACGUUUCGGUCAGAGGCGGUAAAUCAGUACAAUUCAGCUUUUCAUUUUUUUGAUAUAUUUGACCUUAAUUAUGGUGUAAAUUCUUUGUCUAUUUUUUUCACCUCCAUUGCAGAGUCAGACGUUCUGGACAGCCAUGAAAGAGGGUGGCGUUACACUUAAUGAACCAAGGCGAAAAUUCAUUUAAAUGUUUUUUUACAGUCCUAAAAUGUCAUAAUUCUCUGUAAAUAUAACUGUUCUCAUAUUUAAAUGGUGUGGUCAUUGAGUCUGUUACAGAAUGGUGAAGCUAAAUAUUUUCCACUAUUUUUUAGCAAUUUCAUCAUUGCAGGUCAGUUAAUUCAUUCUAUACAAAAUGAUUUUGUACAUCGAGAACAAUUCGAUUUACUUUAAUAGUGAGUCAGUUCAGUUUUAAAAUGCUUUUAUAGGAUUCUUAAAAUUGUUCACUUGAUUCAUGUUAGGCAAGAAAACACAUGACAUUCUACUUCAGAUGGUUUAUUACAAUAAAAGUAACGUACAUAUCCUGACCAUAUAGGAUACUUUUAUUACAAAAUUUAAAAUGCAAUGUGCAGCUAUUUUAAAGGGAUACUUUACCAAAAAAUGAAAAUUCUGUCAUCAUUUACUCACCUCCGAGUUGUUCCAAAUGUGUAUAAAUUUCUCUGUUCUGAUGAACACAGAAAGAUACAGUAUUUAGAAUAAUGCUUAACCAAACAAAUCUCAACACCCAUUGACUACCAUAGUAGGGAAAAAAACAAUGGUAGUCAAAAGUGCCCCAGAACUGUUUGCUGUCCUAAAUUCUUCAAAAUGUCUUCUUUUGUGUUCAACAGAACAGAACAAAAAAAGAUCAAGUAUUUUCCUACUAUGGGAGUCAAUGGGUGUUGAGAUCUGUUUGGUUACAAGCAUUCUUCCAAAUAUCUUUCUCUGUGUUCAUCAGAACAAAGACAUUUAUACACAUUUGGAACAACUCGAAGGUUAGUAAAUGAUGACAGAAUUUUCACUUUUGGGUGAAGUAUCACUUUAAUGCAAAUUAUUUGUUGCUUAGAAAUUGUAAUUGGUUGUAGGUGUUAGACAGCCUCAAGAAGCUACUUUGAUAAAGUUAUAUCCCAAAAAGGUUCAUUUUCGCUGAGUAGUGGAUGAAACGGACAAGACAGUCAAGCAGGAAUGAGUGACAGAGACAUGAAAGCGGUGCACCACAUACCACUCUUGAGAACAUUAAAAUACAUGUUUUUAAAAUAAAUCUAAACUAAAACACUGUAUACUUUG